GAGGGGUGUAGUUGGUGUGUGUGUAGCUGGGUUGUGUGUGUGUAACUGGAGGGGUGUAGUUGGCAUGUAGAUGGGGCAUGUCUGUGUGUGUGUGUGUGUGUAGCUGGGUUGUGUGUUUGUGUGUUUACACCUAGUCUCCUUGCAUCGCCAUCUCUCUCUGACUCACUAACCGGCUGCCUAUUUUUAUACCCCUCGGCGAUCAUGUGGCCUGCCCCCCUUUGCAGCUGUCCCUGGCACCAGGCCCCUGCCACACCCAUGUGUGUGAGUGUGUGUUGGUGCCAAUGUGUAUAUAUAUAACGGCACAGAUCACAACCCGACUGACUCUCCUCCGACUGCCCAGCCCAAGGACUGUCUGAUCUUCCACCCCCUCGACGACCAUGGGCAGAGUCAUCCUUCUGUGCCUGGCCGCGCUGAGCUUUGUCGGGAUCGGAGCGGCCCUGCAGUGCCUGAAAUGCGACUUCACCAUAUUUGGCAUCCCCUGCCACACCACCACCGUCACCUGCCAGGACAACCAGCUCUGCGCCAUCAUCCGGGGCCGCGCAGCCGGCCACAAGCUGAUCAUGAAGAAGAACUGCGUUGACAAGGGGAAAUGCCACACCAACGACAACUCGACCUUAGCCGGCAUCACCUACAGCACCUCCUACGAGUGCUGCGAGGGCGAAUUCUGCAACUCGGCCGCGGGUGCCGGGGCCCAGCUCUCCCUGGCUGUAGGCCUGGCCGUGCUGGGGGCCUGGCUCGCCCGGGGCCUCUAAUCCCUGCUCCGCAAGCCGGGAGGCAAGAGGAAAUCAUUUCUGUUGGGGGGGCAAAAAAAAUCCAGCCUGACCUUGCCUUUAAAUAGCCCCGCCCCUUUUCUUCUUAAAGGGGCGCUUGUUAGCCAGAGGUGAGACCCGAUCUUUGGCCUUUUCUUGGUCGUCUUCAAUCAUUAUAACCCGGGGACGAGGGGGCAAGACCCUCGGGGUCUGUCCAGAGAAGGAAAAUGGAUCCCCCUUUCUUUCAUGGUGGCCCCCCGAACGUUUUCACUCUUUGGUUCUGUUUCUUCUUGCCAAGUCUCACUCUCGGUCUGAUAAGCUACUGAUUGCUGCAUCUCCAGCUCCCAAACCCGCCCCAGCUGGCACGCUGCCAGUUUUGUAUACCCCCCCCCCCCAAAAAAAAAAACAGGCGAGCAGCUGAUUUUCCCACCUGUCCCCGCCGGCUCCCGAUGACACGGGACUGUCAAUGAGGGAGCUGUGGCCUGCGGACAGAUGCACCUUUAAGAACCGGGCGCUGCAGCACCGUCCCCUGCCUUGAGCCCCCUUGCCGCAGCUGCCAGUGCCCCAUUGGUGGCAGCGGUGGGAUCCACAGGGGCUGCAGCUGAGGUCAGACGCUCUGGCUCCAGCUGUCCAGGCCUCUGCAUUCCUCCCUCUGCCUCCCCCCCCAAACAUCUGGCCCCAAUUGUUGCCAUUGGCUGCACCUCUCAUGCUCACUGGCACUACAGACAUCUGGUGCCAGAUGUUCACUGCCUUCCACGCCAGCCCCGCCCGCACCUGGGGGCAGCACUUCUGCGCCCCAGCCCCGCCCACACCUGGCCCCACGUCUUCGCCCGGCUGCAGGGCUGGCGUCGGGGCAAUGGGGGGGGGGCUCUGCUCUUCGUCCCGAUGCUCACAGAGCUUGGGCAGGGGCAGGGGCUGGGGGGGGGGAGUGUUGUAUUGACCCCACACACUGGCAAAGCAGCUGGGUGCUGCCCCCUGCUGGCGCGCGCCGGAUCAGCGCCGCGGCUUUCUCUGCUCAUGUCCUGAAACGCGUCCAGAAUAAAUCCUGUCUCGCUCCGAGCGCUGGCGGCUGUGACUUUCCUCCCGACCGCAGCCCCCUGGUACCCCGGUCCUGCCCCCCACAGCCCUGCCGGUGCCCCUCACUCCCGACCCGCAGCCCCUGCCAGCCCAGCCCUGCCCUGCCCCCCAGCUCUGCCGGUGCC
Molecule: messenger RNA, 1951 nt
Organism: Mauremys reevesii (Reeves's turtle)
Lineage: Eukaryota; Metazoa; Chordata; Testudines; Geoemydidae
Product: protein Bouncer-like
Exons: 3
Coding region: 378-752 (124 amino acids)
Source: RefSeq, a predicted model, not a curated record